ACGUCGUGUGUAUUAUAUAUAUGAUAAACAUGAGUGUCUAAGCUAGACGAAGAAAGAACAAACGAUAUUGAUUUUGUAAACAUUGGGUGAAGAGGUCGUCUAGAGAGGUGAGUACGUAUAUACAUGGAUUUGAGUGGAGUUAAGGCGCUGCGCAAUUUCAAAACCAUUCAUCUGGUGAGACAUGCACAAGGAAUCCACAAUGUAGGAAUAGAGAAAGGAGAACUGGAAUCUUACAAGCUGUUAGAUGCCUGUCUCUCUCCAAUGGGUAUCCAACAGGUUUCUGAGCGAAGGAAAGAAAUCAUUAAAUCAGGAUUACUAAACACUGUUCAGUUAGUGAUUACCUCUCCAUUGCGCAGGGCAAUGCAAACUUCAGUUGGAAUAUUUAGGGGACAAGAAGAUAUGAAUCAAUUCGAUAUCUUUCCAAAAGUUAACAACUCCCCUCCAAUCGUAGCACUUGAGAUUUGUAGAGAACGCAUGGGAUUAUAUCCGUGUGAUAAAAGAGAAAGUAUAGGUACCUAUCGCACUUGUUUCUCAGAAAUCGACUUUACGAUGAUAGAGAGUGAUGAAGAUGCUCUAUGGGCAGAGGAGAGGGAAAAUAUGAAAGAUGUUUCUGCUAGAGGCCUUCACUUUCUCAAAUGGUUAUGGGAGAGGCCGGAGAAAGAUAUUGCAGUUGUUAGCCAUGGGAUUUUUUUGCAACAAACACUUCGUGCGCUGCAUGAAAUAGUUGGCACACCUGUUGAAGAUAAUCACCUUAAAAGGUUUGCCAAUUGUGAGCUACGGUCAAUUCGGCUCGAUAAGAGUGACAUGGAAGCAUAUACAUUAACGACGUACAAUUGUUGAAAAUACGUUACUCCACCUUCAACCUCCCUUCACACGUUUGAAUAGAAUGCAUGCAUGUGAAUUGUGUGUGUUUACUUUUGCAUGCCAUAUAUAUGCACCUAACGCUUGAAUUGGACCCAGUAAAAUGCAUAACGUAGCUAAUAAAAAAAGCCACCGCCGAUCAGGCCACCACUAACCUAGCCAUGCGUGUGAAAUUCUUUUUCUUUUGUUAUUUUUUUUGUUAGUUCGGUUUUCACUAAUAAAGGUUUACUUUCUGUGAAUCAUCUCUCUUAAUUUUUUUGUCGUAAUUUCUUUUAAUUGUUAUUUUAACAAACAAGGUCUGUUUGAUGCCCUUUUCUCAUUGCUAGGAGCGCUACAUUACCUCAAUAGGGGCAAUCUUAUGUUGCAAGGAGCUUUCCCUUUGUUAGGUUAGGUAGUAUUAUAGCUGAUGAGAGAAGAUGAUCAUCUUUUUGUUUUGUUGUAGUUCUUUUGAACCAGCUGGAAUCUGUUUUUUUUGGAAUCCCUGUAUGGGAUUGGUGUUGUAAGUUUGUGUAAAAUGUUUGAACCCUGUUUGUUUUGUUUAAUAAAAUAUAUUUCGAGGAAAGAAAAACAAGGUCUGUCUGAGUUUGUGGUUGUGUUGGUUUUAUUAUUAAAAUACUUACCAAGCAUCUACCACGUGAAUGAGAUGGUGCUCUUCAGUGCGUGCACUUCAGUGCGAACAAAGGAGCGUGUCGUGUUAAUCGUGUCUGUGGUUAUCAAUUUGGACUGACGCUAAAUAAGUAGUAGUUCAUUAAAUCUAAAAGUUUGGUUCAACCAAUACUCUAUAAUUAUUCAUUAAUUAAUAAAUUAAGCCUCCUCUCUCAUCUCUCUCUCUCUCUCUCUCUCAAAUAAAAUCGGAGGUUAAAAAGAUCGGUGCUUGAAUCAUCAUCGGGUGGUUCUGAAAUCCACUCUAGUCGUCGUCGUCGUCGUCAUCGUCAUCUGAUCUCUUAUUUCGUUCCGCUUGAGGAUGGCCUCUGAGACUACAGGAGAAAUCAGCAUCGUAUGCAACCACUGGAAAAGUCAAUGAAAAAUUGGUGGCGGUGAUUGAUUGCAAGCUAAUAACAUUUUUGUGUGGGAAGGAAUGAAGAGCUGCUUGAUAAGCUUAGGUCUGUAUCGGUGUG
This is a messenger RNA of Raphanus sativus (radish), 1979 nucleotides long. RefSeq names its product phosphoglycerate mutase-like protein. The transcript is spliced from 10 exons. Gene Ontology annotation, cellular component: cytoplasm. Lineage: Eukaryota; Viridiplantae; Streptophyta; Magnoliopsida; Brassicales; Brassicaceae. Bases 124 to 840 code for a protein of 238 amino acids. Gene Ontology annotation, molecular function: phosphatase activity; zinc ion binding. The record is from RefSeq and is a predicted model, not a curated record.